Messenger RNA from Lycium barbarum (goji berry), 1743 nucleotides. RefSeq lists its product as uncharacterized. Bases 1 to 1743 code for a protein of 580 amino acids. NCBI's taxonomy places the organism in Eukaryota, Viridiplantae, Streptophyta, Magnoliopsida, Solanales, Solanaceae. The transcript has 4 exons. The record is from RefSeq and is a predicted model, not a curated record. Gene Ontology annotation, molecular function: zinc ion binding.
AUGAGUGUCCGGGUGUAUGUUGAACUGAAGAAAGAGAAUAGGCAGUUCGGGAUGUAUCCGUUGUGUAUCACAACAACUGAUGGGACGCGUGAAUACAGUCUAUCAGGAGAAAUUGUUAUUCAAGGUAGCCUAGCAAUAGCGGAUACCAAUGGUAUUCUAGAAAUGGAUGCUAAUGAUUCGGUAGCACUGGCGGCAUCAGCUUCUAGUAAGGAAAUAGUUAUAUUCGGAAGAGAGAAUGAUUUGAUCAUUUCAAACCGUAAUCAGAAAGAAGUCAUGGUAAAUCAGGUAUACAAUGAUAAGGAAACUUUGAAAGCUGUGAUGACGAAGUAUGCUAUUGACAAUAGAUUUCAAUUCCGAACAGAGAGGUCAAAUUCUGUAAGGUAUCAACAGAUCAGCUAUGUUCAAAAUCAGAGAGUUCGUGGAGAAACAUACAUGCCAUUGAAGGAUAAGGUGUAUACGCAACAUCAAGCUAGUGGUGGUUUUAUAGCUAGCAUUAUUAAGCCAAAAUUUAGAAAUUAUAAGAGAAAGUAUGUGCCUAGUGAUAUAGUAGAUGAUGUUAAAAAUGAUUUUGGGAUGGAUGUGCCAUACAUGAAAGCAUGGCGUGCUAAAGAAAAGGCUAUGACGGAGCCGGGAUACGUAUACAUUUUGGAUAAAACAUACCCAGGUUCUCAUAUAAGAAUGAAGAAAACAUCUGAAAAUGAGUUCUUGUAUCUUUUUGUAGCAUUGUAUGCCUUUAUAAAGGGCUUUGAAUGUUGUCGACCCAUCGUGGUUGUAGAUGGCAGCCACAUCAAAACAGCAUACAAUAGGACAUUUGUUUCAGCAAGCAUGAUGGAUGGUGCAGUUCAAGGAAGCUUAUGGGCUACGGGAGAGCACCAUGUUGUAUCUAAUAGGCAUGAAUCCAUCAUCAAGGCUGUAUCCAAAGUAUAUCCUAAUGUUCCCCAUUUUGCAUGCAUAUGGCAUCUUUGGAAGAAUGUAUACAAUAAAUAUAGAAAAAGUCACAAGGUGCUGAGUGGGGUGUACUAUGCAAUGGCAAAAGCGUAUACACAGGAUGAGUUUGACAUGCUAAUGGAAAAGGUUGAGACGGUGGAUAUUCGUGUAAAGGAUUACUUGGAGCUAGCCGGAAAGGAAAAGUGGUCUAGGCUUUAUGCUCCAGUCAACCGAGCAUGGACAAUGACGUCUAAUAUUGCUGGGUCUAUCAAUUCAGCUCUCGUACAAGCAAGAGAAUUGCCAAUAUUUGAUUUUCUGGAAGAAGUUAGGAUUAUGUUUGGGCGCUGGAAUUACACUAACCGACAAAAUGGUUCAUAUACAUUCACAACACUUGGGAAGAAAUUCAAUGAAAUGCUUUCCAUUAAUGAGUGUAAAUCUGCACGCAUGACAGUUAGUUUCUGUGUAUCUGCAAUACCAUCAACCAAAUACGUGCACACGGUAAUUGAUGAGGGGCGGCGUUUCAUAGUUUGUAUUGAAAAGAAGACAUGCAGUUGCAAGGAGUUUCAGAUGGAGGAGAUUCCUUGCCCACAUGCCUGGGCUGUUCUUAAGAAAAAAAAUCUCACAGCCGACAACUAUUGCUCAAAAAUAUACAAACCUGAAACUGUGAUGAAGACUUAUGAUAUCCCAGUUUAUCCUCGACCCGAUGAGAGUGAAUGGAAAAUACCUGGAUACAUUUUGGAAGAGGUAGUUUUUCCACCGAGAUACAAGAGACCGCCUGGAAGGCCAAAGAAGAAGCGCGAUAAUUCUUUAUCUUAA